Phanerochaete carnosa HHB-10118-sp is the source of this 1160-nucleotide messenger RNA. RefSeq lists its product as uncharacterized. Gene Ontology annotation, molecular function: lipase activity. The coding region runs from base 49 to 1038 and encodes 329 amino acids. Gene Ontology annotation, biological process: lipid storage. NCBI's taxonomy places the organism in Eukaryota, Fungi, Basidiomycota, Agaricomycetes, Polyporales, Phanerochaetaceae. The record is from RefSeq and is a predicted model, not a curated record. The transcript is spliced from 5 exons. Gene Ontology annotation, cellular component: lipid droplet.
CGUUCGUGUCUUCACCUUGGGAUCGCAGCCACUCUCUUCAAAACACAAAUGGAGAGCGUCCAGCUACCUGUAUGUUUGGAGCCAUGUGGUGUUGAGUUUGUCGGAGAGCCAUCUACAGAGCCAGUCAACUAUCACAGUGCUCUGUUCAGACAUCGCCGAUUCCCAUCCACGGCUCAUGUCCUGUGGUGGCCGAGUCAGAGCGGCAGCAAAACAUGCAUAAUAUUUAUUCCCGCAGGUGCUGAUCAAUUUAGUACAGGUAAUCCUGGGCUGCUAGCUUGGUACACACCCUUUCUGGCCGCAAUCCACGAGAAGUCAGAGAGACGGCUAAAUAUCCUCGCUCAUGCUUUCGUUGGUCAUACCCCCGGGAUUGAAGCAGAUAAUACGGAAUAUUCUGCUGUUUCAUUGUCCGCGCAAGUGGAGCACGCGCUGGAAUUUACUGACGCCGUCAAGCGCGAGUACGAUCGUGUUGUGGUAGUGGGACACAGCGUGGGAUCUUGGGUCGUAACUCAAGUCUUGAAGCAUAGAGAGAACAGUGUGGAUGCAGCUUUUCUCCUCUUCCCCACUAUCUGCCACAUGAAAAACACGCCUAACGGCCGCCGACUAUCGGGCCUCUUUGUGCCGCCGUUCCCGCGAACCAUAGCAUGGUUCUCAAGGCUAAGCCAUGCUAUACCCGACCGUGUGGUGGCCUUCCUGUACAGUGACUGGCCAUUUGCCCAACGGACAGUGUUGCGCCGCCUCAUCAGCUCCCCUGCCGUUGUGUACAACUGCUUGACCAUGGCUCAUGAGGAGAUGAAGGCCAUUACGACCCUCGACGAAGGUCUGCUCCAGCGGAAUAAGGAGCGGCUUCACGUGUACUUUGCGGAAGGCGAUGGCUGGGUCGGGGGACAGAAAGAGAAGGUCCUUCGCGCUCUCGACGGUGAAGAGACGGUCAAGGUGGCGCAUGGAACUGCAGACAUACCACACGCAUUCUGCAUCAACCAUGGGGAAACGCUGGCGCGGCAAUGCAGUGAAUGGCUUUCGGAGGGAGGUUUUCUUUAGGGCAGCCAAUAUUCUCAGUUUCCGUGUGGCUAUUGAAUAGAUGUGUGGUAACAUAUCUCGUGAACCCUGUCGCUCUUGGGGCUCACGGGCGUAUAAUACGGGAACACUAAGGAAGUUGCCAG